Messenger RNA from Trichoplusia ni (cabbage looper), 822 nucleotides. RefSeq lists its product as uncharacterized. Bases 1 to 822 code for a protein of 273 amino acids. The transcript has a single exon. The record is from RefSeq and is a predicted model, not a curated record. NCBI's taxonomy places the organism in Eukaryota, Metazoa, Arthropoda, Insecta, Lepidoptera, Noctuidae.
AUGAAAGCAGGUAGAACAAGGCUCUACUGCAAUAAUUGUGAAGAAGAAGAAUCGGAAGGUGAUGAGCAAGAUUCUGAGGGGCAGGAGAUCGAAAAAAUUCUCAAGGACAUUCAAAAUAAAGUGAACGCAAUUCCGAGCUUAAAAAAGCAAUUAAAUGCAAUAACAGCUAGCAUGGCCCUUCUAUCAGAAAAGUAUGACUCGUUAUUGGCGCAACAAGAAGAAGAUAAAAAGAAAAUAAAUAGCCUCGAUAAGUCAUUUAUAAGUAUAAACAACAAGUGCGUGUAUUUAGAAAAAUGCAACAUGGCGCUUGAACAAAAAAUGCUAGAAUUUGAGCAGGCGUCACGUAAACUCAAUAUUGAAAUAGUUGGACUGGAGCAGCUCCCCGACGAAAACAUUAACGAGGUUGUGAAAAAACUAGCAGAUACCCUGGAGGUCAGCAGCGAGAAUAUCGAGUGGGCGAGUCGUCGACACCAGCGUAAACAGUCCAACAGGCCGGCCCCUAUUGUAGUUGGCUUUAAGAACACCGGAGGCGCCGCCGCCACUCGUAACUUGUGGCUUGCUAAACGCAAUAAACUGAUAGAAUUAAAUAGUAGUAUAAUUACCGGAGGAUCACAAAAGCAUAAAAUAUACAUAAACGAAGAUCUCACAAAAACCACUCGGAUGUUGUUAUGGAAUACCAAGACUCAACUUAAAGCUGUAUACAAGUAUAUCUGGGUCGUCAAUGGCAAGAUACUGGUUAAGAAGGCAGAAGGAGACAAAUCAGUGUGGAUUAGAUCUGAAGAAGAUAUUCGCGAAUUAACCAAGAAAGACAAUAUAGUGUAA